UCCUCACAAUUGCCCUUCUCUGAUUUUCCGGGGAGCUUCAGAGCCUCCUGGUUCGCCGGAAACCUAGAUCUCUGCGGCGGACCAUUGAAACACUUUCACCAUUUCUUCCAUCUCUUCCUUUGAUCACAAUAUUCGUGUGAAAAAGACAGGCAAGCUCUCCACGGCGGCGAUUAUGGCGAUCAUCCUCGGAAUCUCUCUUCCUCCUCCUCUGCCUCACAGACAGGCGCCGGGCAACCAAAGAGCGCGCAAAACAGAGGCGACGGCGACGGUGGAUACUCCGCCAGGGAUAUCGCCGUCGAAGUGGGAAGGUGUUCUGAAUUCUGUGAUCAACAGGUUGCUUGAAGCGAGGGAGAAACCGGGCAAGAUUGUUCAGCUGUCUGAAAGCGAAAUCAGACAGCUCUGUUUUGUCUCCAGAGACAUCUUCUUGAGGCAGCCAAAUCUCUUGGAGCUUGAAGCUCCUGUCAAAAUCUGUGGGGACAUUCAUGGUCAGUAUUCAGAUCUUCUGAGGCUCUUCGAAUACGGAGCACACCCUCCUCGCUCGAACUACUUGUUCCUCGGAGAUUACGUGGAUCGUGGCAAACAGAGCAUCGAAACGAUCUGUCUUCUUCUCGCUUACAAAAUCAAAUACCCAGAAAACUUCUUCCUUCUCAGAGGAAACCACGAAUGUGCUUCCAUUAACCGCAUCUAUGGCUUCUACGACGAAUGCAAACGGCGUUUCAGCGUCAAAAUCUGGCGAACUUUCACCGAUUGCUUCAACUGUCUUCCCGUCGCAGCCCUCGUAGAUGAUCGGAUUCUCUGUAUGCAUGGCGGGCUUUCUCCCGACCUGCGCAGCUUGAGACAGAUAAGGGACAUUAGACGACCUACUGAUGUUCCCGACAAUGGUUUGCUCUGUGAUCUCUUGUGGUCUGAUCCUGACAAAGAGAUCAAAGGUUGGGGAACGAAUGAUCGAGGAGUUUCUUACACAUUCGGGGCCGAUAUCGUUUCUGGGUUUCUGAAAAGGCUCGACCUUGACCUCAUCUGCCGUGCUCACCAGGUAGUAGAAGAUGGAUUCGAGUUCUUCGCGAACAAGAAGCUCGUCACGAUAUUCUCGGCACCAAAUUACUGCGGUGAGUUCGAUAACGCGGGAGCUAUGAUGAGCGUGGAUGAAGAUCUGAUCUGUUCUUUCCAGAUUCUGAGGCCUACCGACAAGAAAUCGAAAUUCAGCUUCGGAAGCAGAGUUGCUGCAAAAACGAGCUUUCCUUAUCCCAAAGCGAAGUCCAUUCUAAGUUCCAAGAGCUCGAAGUACUAGAACUGAUGAAGAUCUCGGUCUCAGAUUCUGCAGAGCAUGACCAUGUUCCGGGCUCCGCAUCUUCCAUGGGAGAGAAUGAGAAUGUUAAAAUACAAUUUCAGACAAUGUAAAAAGAAAAAAUUAUGUUUUUUUUUUUUUAAUUUUCCAUUUUCUGGUUCAGUGCCUUGAUCCAAAACGAACCGUUUUAAAUUGGGUCUCAAAUGGGCCGAUAGAUAAAAUGAUAGUGGGCCUCGGAUUGGGUUUAUGAUA
Tarenaya hassleriana is the source of this 1537-nucleotide messenger RNA. Its product is annotated as serine/threonine-protein phosphatase PP1 isozyme 7. Lineage: Eukaryota; Viridiplantae; Streptophyta; Magnoliopsida; Brassicales; Cleomaceae. The record is from RefSeq and is a predicted model, not a curated record. The coding region runs from base 173 to 1288 and encodes 371 amino acids. The transcript has 5 exons. Gene Ontology annotation, cellular component: nucleus; cytoplasm. Gene Ontology annotation, molecular function: protein serine/threonine phosphatase activity.